Eutrema salsugineum is the source of this 815-nucleotide messenger RNA. RefSeq lists its product as uncharacterized. The record is from RefSeq and is a predicted model, not a curated record. The transcript has 2 exons. Bases 65 to 640 code for a protein of 191 amino acids. NCBI's taxonomy places the organism in Eukaryota, Viridiplantae, Streptophyta, Magnoliopsida, Brassicales, Brassicaceae.
GCCAACCCCUUUCCGCCAUUAAAAACCAUUUCACGCUCCUCUCCCCAGUAACUGUAAAAGAAGAAUGUCCAACAAUUCCCCAGUUUUCCCCUUUCCCCAAUCUCAACAUUUCAGCGAUUAUGGCUUCGAUCCCCAAAUCGACUACUUUCAGGUUUUGGAAGAAGCGAGGAAGCACAAGAAAGAAAACUCCUCCAUUGACAGUAUUCAGUUCAAGCUCCAGAAACCCAUAUCGAAGGACGACCUGAUUCGAAGAACCACUCUUCACGCGAAGAACAAGAAGAAGAAGCGUUGGUUCUGGUGGAAAAACGCUUUGCUCUUCUUCAACUGGCGGAAAUGGCCAGUCUCCGCCGUCGGACGACGCGGCAGCCAUUACGCCGGCGACGACGGUGACAUGGGAUUCGACGAUCGCGACGUUCACAUUGCGAGGGCUAGGAAUUUUCGCGCCUCCGCGGGUUCGAUAUCGGGUCCGGUUUACGUGACGGAGAGCCGGAGCGGUUCGAGCACGCCGUACCGGACGAUUAGACCGUCGUUGACGCUGACGCCAGCGAUUCCGUAUCUGAGUCUACGGGAGCUUACCAUGGAACGGCAGCAGAGGAUCGGUACCUCUUCCAUGUCGGGUCCUAUUUACUUGGUCACGUGAUUGUUAUUAUCCGUAUGAAAAUAUAGAAAGAGAGAGGAUCAUCCUAUCGUGAUGGAAGAAAAUGAAAGAAAGUUCCUUUUUUUUUCUUUUAAUCAGAUAUAUAUUUGGGAGAGAUUUGAUUUUUGGGCCCAUCUGGCCCUACGAGUUUUAGAUGGGUUGAUCAUCUAUAAAAAAA